CUCACUGAUCCACCCCAUCACCCGCACCAAACCAGUCGAUCAAUCGCAGCCACCAGGGAGGUGUGUGUGUCUCUCUCUCUCUCUUUCUCUCUCUCUCAGCGUUCCUCAGAGAUCUAAAAGGUCCAGCUCAAAAUGUCUGACACCGAGGAAACGGAACAAUAUGAAGAACAGGAGGAAUAUGAAGGAACAGCUGUCGAAGAGGUUGAGGAAGAAGGAGAAGUUGAACAGGAAGAAGGUUACGGAGAUGAAGAUGGAGACGAGGAGGAAAAGCCCAAAACAAAAAUUUCGGCCCCUAAAAUCCCAGAAGGAGAAAAGGUUGACUUUGAUGACAUCCAGAAAAAACGUCAGAACAAAGAUCUCAAUGAGCUGCAGUACUUGAUUGACAUUCACUUUGAGAAGAGGAAGAAGGAGGAGGAAGAACUGAUUGCUCUGAAAGACAGGAUUGAGAAACGCAGAGCGGAGAGGUCAGAGCAGCAGAGGAUUCGCGCUGAGGAGGAAAAGGAACGACAAAACAGGAUUGCUGAGGAUAAAGCCAGAAGAGAGGAAGGUGAUGCUAGGAAGAGAGCUGAGGGAGAUGCCAUGAAGAAGAAGGCCUUAACCAACAUCGGAGCUCAGUAUGGCAGCUACCUUGCCAAGGCUGACCAGAAGAGAGGCAAGAAGCAGACAGAAAGGGAAAAGAAGAAGAAAAUCCUGGCAGAGAGACGCAAGCCACUUAACAUUGACCAUCUCAACGAGGAGAAGCUUAAGGACAGAGCCAAUGAAAUGUUCCAGUGGUUGUGUGGGUUGGAAUCAGACAAAUUUGACUUUGCUGAAAAGCUGAAGAGACAAAAGUAUGAGAUUACUACAGCCAGAAAUCGCAUUGAUCAACUUCAAAAGCACAGCAAGAAGGGAGCCGGCAAGGGCAAAGUUGGAGGCCGCUGGAAGUAAGCAGUGGAAGAGGGUGAUGCCUGCUGCAGCAUGACCCCCCCCCCAAUUGUGUGGCUCCAUGGCUUGGAUUCUCGCUGGUUGGGGCUUCAUCAGCAGCCAAAGCAAUCUACAGCACCAUUAUGUCCAAGGCUUAGAAACCAUCCACUACUCUAUCUUAUUUCAUGGUAGACAUUGGACCUUAUUGGCAGUUAACUUAACCCUUUAUUUACCACGAUCCUGCAGUGCCCCUCUUCUCCUAUAACAACAGUUUUAUCCUUGAUCAUUCUCGUUUUUGUAAAUAAAGUGUGGCAUGUAAUUUA
Callorhinchus milii (elephant shark) is the source of this 1226-nucleotide messenger RNA. RefSeq names its product troponin T type 3a (skeletal, fast) (gene tnnt3a). The coding region runs from base 133 to 927 and encodes 264 amino acids. Gene Ontology annotation, cellular component: troponin complex. Gene Ontology annotation, biological process: regulation of muscle contraction; sarcomere organization; muscle contraction. The transcript has 16 exons. The record is from RefSeq and is a predicted model, not a curated record. Gene Ontology annotation, molecular function: troponin C binding; tropomyosin binding; troponin I binding. Lineage: Eukaryota; Metazoa; Chordata; Chondrichthyes; Chimaeriformes; Callorhinchidae.